CUGAGUGAGUGAGUGAGUCAACACACGGCACAGAGGAGGACGCCACCCUGCACCGCCGCUGGAUCACACGCGUGGACACCUCUUGUCCUCCUAAAGACGCGCAACUUAACACAACUAACUUGGGUGCUUUCACUACAGCUGUGGAUUUAUCUGCUUUAUUUCUCCUCCCUCAACGCGCUGGAGAUGGUUGUUGACGCUUUGACGCGGCUUUUUCCUCAUUGGAAUUAAACGCAGCGGAGGAGCAAUGAAAGUGACGGUGUGUUUCGGGAAGACCCGAGUGGUCGUUCCGUGCGGAGAUGGGAGUAUAAAAGUGCAAAGCCUCAUCGAGAAGGCGGCCAUGAGGUACAAGAAGGCGAUCGCGAAGGACCUUAACUACUGGGUCCACGUCCACAGGUUAGAACAUGGAGAUGGAGGCAUUUUGGACCUGGAUGACAUGCUGUGUGACGUGGUGGAUGACAAAGAUAGGCUCAUAGCUGUGUAUGAAGAACAGGAUCCUCACAAUGGAGGUGACGGUACCAGCGCCAGCUCUACAGGAACACAGAGUCCCGAACCCUUCGUCGGUGACAUGAGUUCAGGGUCUGGCUUCCAGCCCUACCAGGCCAGCAGUGAGAUUGAAGUCACUCCAUCUGCCUUGCGAUCCAGUAUGCCACUCCACGUCCGUCCCAGCAGCGAUCCCUCCCUGGUUGACCUUCCUCCUGGUGAAGUCCCAGUUGGUCCAGAGGAACCAUCCAGAAAGAAUCCCGCUCGCUGGUCCACGACUGUUGGCUUCCACAAGCACAACCACAAACCAAACGCAAGCAUUGGUGGGAGUCUGGAAAGAAAGGGCAGAGGAGCCCAUGCCUACCGGAGUCUCCCGCGGGAUGCGAGCGGCUGGACCACUCAGUUCCAGAGAGAGAUGACUCGAUCGUCCCUGAGUGCUAACCAUCCAAUGGUCGACCAAUGGCUGGACAGACAGGAGCAGGAGGAGGAAGAAGAGCACAGGAAUCAAGAAAGGAGGAUUGAGCGGAUUGAGCCAAUAGGGAGGGCAGACUCUUCCUUGGAGCAGUCACCAGUGUUCAGUCUCGAAGGCAUGCUCAAGCCAGUUGAGGUGUCCAAUGAAGGAGGGCCCCUGGGGAUCCACGUUGUGCCUUUCAGCUCGCAGGAUGUCAGGACUCAGGGUCUGCUGGUGAAACGCCUGGAACAGGGGGGCAAAGCUGAACAGGAACGUCUCUUCCAGGAGAAUGACUGCAUAGUAAAGAUAAAUCAGGGCGACAUUCGCAACCUGCGCUUUGAACAAGCCCAGAACAUUUUCAAGCAGGCCAUGCGUUCCCCGGUCAUCCUCUUCCAUGUGGUCCCUGCAGUCAUGAAGAGGCAGUACGAGUUUCUGUCAGGCCACAGCGAACUCAGCCCACACCAGUCCGGCAGAGUCUUCUUCAACCAGGACAGGUCCAGUCUAGUGGGCAGACCUGCAGCUAGGCCUGGACCACAACUGGGCCUCAACCACAACCACCAGGGCCCACUGGCAGGAAGCACUCCAGAGCCAAACCGACGGUACACAACAUUACCCCACACUAUGAUCUCCAGGACUUCCUCAGCCCCCUCCCCCUCCCUGCAGCGCAGAAUAAGCACAAACACGCCCACCAGCUCUUACCUGAAGAACAAAGGCCGCAGAUUCAACAUUCAGUUAAAGAAGGGCCCAGAGGGUCUCGGCUUCAGCAUCACCUCGAGAGAUGUUCCCAUUGGCGGUUGUGCUCCCAUUUAUGUCAAAAACAUCCUUCCUCGAGGGGCUGCCAUCCAAGAUGGCCGACUGAAAGCUGGCGAUCGGCUGCUGGAGGUCAGUGGAACAGACCUUAAUGGUAAGACCCAGGAAGAGGUGGUGGCCCUGCUACGAGCCACACCCAUGGGUGGGAUCGUGAACCUGUUGGUGACUCGUCAGGAGGAUCCCCUGCUACCCCGAGAAGUGCAGCCAGAGGAAGAUGACAUUGUGUUAACCCCUGAUGGUACAGGAGAGUUCAUGACCUUUGAGAUCCCACUGAAUGACUCAGGCUCUGCGGGCCUGGGUGUCAGCGUCAAGGGUAAUCGGUCCAAGGAGAACCAUGCCGACCUGGGCAUCUUUGUGAAAUCCAUUAUAAAUGGAGGGGCUGCUAGCAAGGAUGGGCGUCUACAUGUUAAUGACCAACUCAUCGCAGUGAACGGAGAGUCAUUGCUCGCUAAAACCAACCAGGAAGCCAUGGAAACACUACGGAAAUCCAUGUCUGUAGAGGGCAACAAGCGAGGAAUGAUUCAGCUCAUUGUGUCCCGGCGGGCAGCCAAAAACGAGGAAGCCCCUGACACCCCCCCAGUUUUAGAGCAUCACAUGAACUCUUUACUGGACAACCAUGAGCGCCGCAUCUCCCACUCCCUUUAUGAAACCAUUGAGGGCUUGGACAACACCUCGUCACCUAGGGCAAACGUGAUGGGACGCAUUGGCAACUACCAGCUCUCUCCGACUGUGAACAUGCCACAGGACGACAUCGUGAUGAUCGAAGACGAUAGGCCACCCCUGCUGCCUGCCCACCUCUCCGACCAAUCGUCCUCCAGUUCCCACGACGACAUGGGCUUUGUGGGAGAGAACCCAGUGCCCUGGAUCCACGAGCUGCCUGGUCAGAAUGAAUGCUCGCUCAGUCCCGACGCAGACCCUGACGGUUCAUUCCAGAGGGAGGGCUUUGGUCGGCAGAGUAUGUCCGAAAAACGCACCAAACAGUUUAACAACCCUGCCGAGCUGGAGGUCAUGAAGAGCCGCAAGUCAAAGAGCAUGGAUUUAGGCUCUGGAGAACAAGUCGGACCCACACUGGGCCUGAAAAAGUCUAGCUCCCUCGAAAGUCUCCAGACUGCUGUUGCCGGGGCGACGCUGAAAAGUGAGAUUAACGUCAACAGGCCGAGCUCACGGAUUGUCAGGGGCCGCGGCUGCAAUGAGAGCUUCCGAGCUGCAAUUGACAAAUCAUACGAGAAACCUGGCGCCGCAACAACAGAAGAGGAGAACAGCAUGGACACACUGGACGAGGACACAGAGGGGAGUUCCCGCUCGGGCCGCGAGUCGAUGUCCACCAGCGGUGACCUCUUUGUGGCCUCCGGGCUGAACGGCAGCGUUUCCAAAGAUGACAGCCGGAAAGAUUGGGAAAAGGUCGGGGGGAAGGAGAAGCAGAAACCUGAAAGGGAUAAAGAGGAGAAAGACAAGGACAAGAUCAAAGCCAAGAAAAGCAUGCUGAAGGGCCUGGGCGAGAUGUUCAGGUUUGUAAAGCACCGGAGGGAUGAUCGUCCAGGAGAAAGGAUCGAGAGGAAGGGCUCCAGUAAAUCUAAAGCCGAGGACACGCAGGCAUCAGAAGAGGAGACCCUGCGGAUGAGACUGGAACAAGAGAGAAUUCAGGCCAAGACACGGGAAAUUCGGGAGAAGCAGGCAAAGGAGAGGGAAUACGCUGAGAUCCAAGAUAUUGUCAGCCCCACCUUUAGCUCAGAUGAAGAGCACACCUAUGCUGGCAUUGGAUCAUUAGACUCUUCAGUAGAUAGCAACAGCAUGGACCCAUACAGUAAUCCUUACCAUCUCCCUCAAAGUCCACAGCUUCCCUCGAGUCCUCCGGAGAAUGGUCCACCACUGGAAGCUCUGUAUGCUCAGGUCAAUAAACCUCGCAAUGGACGUCCUGCAGCUCCAGACAGCAGUCAGAUGACUCCCAGUAACCACGAUCGGAUACAAAGGCUGAGGCACGAGUUCCAGCAGGCCAAACAGGAGGAUGAUCUGGAAGACCAUCGGCACACCUACAGUUUCGACCAGUCUUGGGUGAGUAAUGGGACCGAGACGCAGAGCGGACGUCAUUCCAUAACCGUUGAGACUCAGGCUCAGAAACAGCAGCAAGAGGACAGAGACGGUUUCCAACAAGCACAGAGACAGUACAGCUCCCUGCCGCGGCCACCUCGUAAGAACGCCGGCACAGCAUCCCAGGAUUCAUGGGAGACGGUGCAUGUCCCUGCAGAGAAAUUCCAAAUGUCCAAGGAGAAUCCUCGCUAUGUCCAAGGAUCGCAUAACGGCUACCUGGGAACGUCCAGCUUCAACGCCCGUGCCCUCCUUGAGACGCAGGAGUUGUUGAGGCAGGAGCAGAGACGCAGAGAGCAGGAGGCCAGUAAGGCCGGGCUGCCUCCAGCACAAGAAGCCUCCAGUGGCAGCAACUACGACCACACACAUGCCCCUAACUCUGUCCCGGUACAGCCCCCACCUCAAUCCAAGGGCCCCUACAGACAGGAUGUGCCCCCAUCUCCUUCUCAGCUCGCCAAGCUCAGCAGGCUUCAGGGAUCUGAGAAAGGGAGGCUAUUCUACUCCUGAGAGAGGACCAAGAUCCUGGACAGUGGUAGUUUUGAGAGAACAGGACUAAUUCUUGCAUUAACAGGAAAAAUACGAAGAGGGCAAUAAGUCUUUCAUAUAAAUAAAUAUAUAUAUAUAUAUAUAAUGCUGAUUGGGAUUGUUGAUAGAAAAUGUUAUAUUUAAAAAAAAAAAAAAAAAAUAACAGAUUUUUUUUUUCAGGAUAAGAACCAUGAUCUUUUUUAACUGUAUAUAUAAAAGAAAUUAGUUUAGAUGUUUUAUCGUCCACCAAGAUUGUGCCUUCUAGUCCAUUGAUUGUUCACAUACAGACGUUGAAUUCAUCAGACACAGCUGAGAGAUCGUUGGGUUUGGCCAUGACACUGACAGCUAUAUGACCUGAAAAUGAAUAGUUUUUUUGUGAGUUGGGUUAUAUGAGGUAUUGACAUGUUUUCAGCACGGACUUCACAGAGUAAUGCUCGGUCUUUCUGAGAUGAUGUUUGCCAGCAGGGACACAGUGAGAAACACGUCUUUCCAGACAAUCUGAAGUUUGCAGACUGCUCACACUGCCACACCAAAGUCACAAAUGAUCACAUUGGGACUUACUGGUGCAGAAAAUACUGAAGUACUCCUGUCUGCUGAUUUUGGACUUUUGUGCGGGACGUGAACAGUUUACAAAUAAAUAGCAGACAUUCAGAAUUCUUGAGAUGUCUUCGACUUCUGCAGGAUUUUAUGAAGUGAGGUUUUUAGCUCAGUGUCUCCUCGUGUCCCCUGGUCACAGCCAGUGAAGACAGCACACUUGGUGACGUCAGUGCUGAACACGUCAUAUAACCUCACUUAAGAAAAACACCUGAAGUAUCCCUUUAAUAUCACCAUUCCUCAGCACUGCCGUGUCUUUGUACCACUUAGGUCCUGGUAGAGAUCUGAAACAAUGCUUGUGUGCAGUAUUUUUUACUCUUUAUGACCAGUUUGUCAGACGAUGCUCUACAUGUUUAUUUGUGUAUGUGUGUGUGUGCUGGCAGGAUGUAUUGACACAGUUUAGAGGUUAGUGUG
Solea senegalensis (Senegalese sole) is the source of this 5359-nucleotide messenger RNA. RefSeq names its product par-3 family cell polarity regulator alpha, a (gene pard3aa). The record is from RefSeq and is a predicted model, not a curated record. Gene Ontology annotation, biological process: establishment of centrosome localization; establishment or maintenance of epithelial cell apical/basal polarity; intracellular protein localization. NCBI's taxonomy places the organism in Eukaryota, Metazoa, Chordata, Actinopteri, Pleuronectiformes, Soleidae. Gene Ontology annotation, cellular component: adherens junction; apical junction complex; apical plasma membrane. Gene Ontology annotation, molecular function: phosphatidylinositol binding; protein binding. The coding region runs from base 245 to 4333 and encodes 1362 amino acids. The transcript has 24 exons.